This is a messenger RNA of Kwoniella shivajii, 1143 nucleotides long. RefSeq lists its product as uncharacterized. The transcript is spliced from 3 exons. Gene Ontology annotation, cellular component: SAGA complex. The record is from RefSeq and is a predicted model, not a curated record. Bases 1 to 1143 code for a protein of 380 amino acids. Lineage: Eukaryota; Fungi; Basidiomycota; Tremellomycetes; Tremellales; Cryptococcaceae.
AUGUCUAGGAAUAGGGUAGGCAGCGUUAAAGCUUCAGCAGCAGAGCAUGAGCAGAUGACAUCACUUUGGCAUUCCUUGAUCGAUACAUUAAGAUUAUUACCGUCCCUCCCGGCCAAUCCAUCAAACUUGAAGUCGAACUCUGGCUUAUCAGACUCUGAAAGGGACCGCGAACUGCGUUCUGUGCAAAUUGAAAAAAGACAUUUAGAUGAAGCGUUAGACAAAUUAAAUGUCCUUCUAGCAUUGAGAAGAGGUCCGAAUCCGAAUCUAGGUCACGGUACAGGAGCAUCUUCUUUAACACCUGUACCUAUUGAUAUUCCAGGUGUCGUAAUAUCCAAUCCGAAUGGUAGUAUAUCAUCCCCGAAUAUAAACAAUAUCAAUUCCCCUUCAAAUGGAAAUAAUGGAAAUGUAAAACGUAAAAGGAAAUUAUCAAUAUCAGCUUCAGCUUCUCCCAUUCCAGAUUAUCCUUCACCGGGAAUACCAAUAGGUGGAUCUGGAGGAGGUGUUAUAAAAGGAUCAAUUGGAAUGUCAUCCAGUUUAUCUUCCAUGUCAAUGUCAAGAGAAGCUACAGGUAAACAAAGAAGAGAACAGUAUAAUGAUCAGUUACCAUUACAACCAGGACGAAAAGUCGCUUUCAAAUUACCUAAAUCAUCAAAGGAGAAUGAUAAUGUACCGUCAUCCACUCAUGUACCAGGAGGAGGUGGAGCAGGUGGGAGCAGUGGUGAUGAUUGGAUCUUAGCGACUAUUAAACGUUGCAUACAACAGGAUAAGAUGAGAUAUGAAGUUCAAGAUGUUGACGAUGGAAACGCGUAUAACACGACACUACGAUCAAUAAUCCCCUUACCAGAUCCAACAUCGUCUUCACACUUAUCGUCCCAUCCUUCCAACCUUGAAGAUUUCCCUAAGAACAGUCAAGUCCUAGCAUUAUAUCCAGAUACAACCUCUUUCUACCGUGCGACAGUCAUCUCUGCUCCAAUACCCGGAACAGGUAACGGUCAUGGAAUAAGAGGCGGUAACGGUAAACCUGAUCCAGGCGCUAUAAAAGAUUCUUACAGGUUGGUAUUCGUUGAUGAUGAUGAUAAUAUCCAAGUGGUAGGAAAGGACUAUGUGCUUGCUGUAAGUCAGAUUCCACGACAUGUAACAUAA